GGGGAAUGCAAAUUAAAAACUUCCUCAGAAGAAAACUGAAAAGGAACAGAGCUGUAAAAUUGACAUUAUAGAUGACACAAGCCAGAUUAUAGAGAGAGACAGGCUCAUCACAGACAAAUGCACCUAACUGGAAGAAAGAAAAGUGGUAGAUCUAUGUACAAGAAUUCACCUUCUAGAGUGGCCCUUACGAACUAUUGAAGUAUGACACAGACAGGUCAGCCAGCAAUAAGAGACUAUCAUCUGGAAAACUGGGUUUGGGAUCGCAACUCUAAACCAGCAGAAGUUCUUCUAUCGUCUACGCACGAGGCUGCAUAUUUCUACAUCGAUCCCAUAAUUGAAAGUACAGGGACUGUAGCUGUGAGGGGUACCAAAGGUUUUGCCGAUGGGGAACACUACUGGGAGAUUGUCUUUCUGGAACCUCCGAUUGGAACAUCUGUGAUGAUUGGGGUCGGCACAAGGAAGGCCCAGUUGAAAUCCAAGCACUAUCAGUACAUACAUCUUCUAGGUAAAGAUAAAGAAAGCUGGGGUCUGUCUUACAAAGGAUUCAUCUGGCAUAAUGGAAUCAGCAAACGUUACUGUGACCCAUUCUACGAGCGGUCCACGGUCAUAGGCGUACUGCUCAACAGAUACAAGGGCACGCUCUCUUUCUUCAAGAAUGGCGUGAGCUUGGGAGAGGCUUUCAACGGUUUGAACGCUGUCAAGGAGCCUCUGUAUCCCAUGAUUAGCUCCUCGUCCACCCAGACUGAGCUCGAGUUGGGAGCCAGGACAUGCCGCUACGUGACCUUACAGGAGAAAUGCUUUUCAAAAAUACGCAACAGUUUACAGGACACUGAUUCUAUUGAUAAUCUCCCUUUGCCUAGAUUAAUGAAACUUCACUUAAAGAUGCUUUAAGAUGAUCUCCCUUUGCAUAGAAAAGUGAAACUUCUGCUGAUGGUGCUUUAGAAUAAUAAAAUCUAGAAAAUAAAUAUUUUUUAUGUACCGGUACUAUGGAAAAAUAAAAAUUACAAUAGACAUACUCAUAGGGGACCCUGUUGUAUCAAAGUACUUUCCUACAUGUUUUGCUAUUGUAUUUUUUUCUAUGCAGUUAUUCACUUCUGCAGCAGUAAAUCCUUUUAGAUACAAUGGAUCAAAUCUUGUCAUGCUAUUUUACACAUUAUGCAUAAUACCUGUAAACAUAGUGUAUCAACCAUACACCUAAACUUGUAUUUGCUAUAUAAUAUAUCCACCUUGCAUUUGAUCUUGUUUAGUUCGGUUAUAAAAUAUGCACCAAGUAGUGUAAAGAUGGUAAAUCCAUUCGUCCCAGUGGCGCUACAGCCCAGGUAGGGCCCUGGCCUGCUUUAGCACAUCUCUCCAUUCUGAUCUACCCUGGGCUUUACGUCUCCAUGCCCGGGCCUUUAGCUGUUGUAGAUCUGCCUCUACGUCAUCAAGCCACCGUGCUGGUGGUCUGCCUUUGGGGCGACUGCUUUUUGGUUUUUGGCUGUGAACAAUCUUUGCUCCUCUGUUCUCUGACAUUCAUUCGAGGUGACCUGCCCCCAACGUAAUCUGUUUCUUUGUAUUUCGGUCACUAUGGAGAGGUCUUCAUACAGCUGAUAUAUUUCUUGGUUGGUGCGAAUCCUCAUUUCGGUUUCCUCAUGUAUGGCAAAGAUUUAACAAUUAGCCUAUGCAUUUAGACUGGCAAAAGGUAGUUAUAGACCAUGCAAUUUAAUCUUAUAAAGACCUUGUAAAUAAACUAGUCUUCAAAAUGUGACGUUUUAGUAGCGAAUGUAGUAGAGAAUAUUUUUACUGUGCUAAAUAAAUUGUGCCAUAUUUGUUCUUUUGUGAUCAUGUUUUUUUUUAUGGAGUAUUCUCAAAUCUCAUAACGCCAUAUAAAGAGCCUAUAUCAUAUAUCAAUGAUAAGUAUAAUAUUUUACUAUGCAUAUAUGUAUAUUUAUAGAUCAUUUUCUUAUAGACUCUACUCUUAUAAUAAAAAAAGGUUCUAAAUCAUGUAUAUAUUUCUUAAUAAUGUUAUGUCUUGCCGAUCAUUAGUUCUACCACUUUUGAGACGUUUAUUUUAAUAAUAUGUUCAUUUUGAAAACUGCAGUUGACACAUUUCAUCGGUGUCAAUGUUUUGUUAAGAAAUCCACAAAAUGCUCCUAUCUCUUGCUGAUAUUUGUAUAAUUCACUUGGUCUUUCAUUUAUAUUUCUAAAUAAUAAGGCUCGUCUUCGAGUCUGAAGAUUAAUGAUGAGAAGUGGCGUAGCAUCCAUAGCGCGAAGGGGUUCAAUGAACCAGGGCCGGAUGUAACAUAAGCUCUAGUUUAGGGCCUCCAAGAAAUAUUUAGUAGUUAUAUAUAAUAUCUAGGCGCGGUGGCUGAGUAGUAAAGUGCUUGGCUUCCGAACCGGGGUUCGGGGUUCUAAUUCUGGUGAGGACUGGGAUUUUUUCAUUUCGGGAAUCGGGCGCCCCUGAAUCCACCCAGCUCUAAUGGGUAUCUGACGUUAGUUGGGGAAAAGUAAGGCGGUUGGUCGUUGUGCUGGCCACAUGACACCCUCGUUGUCCGCAGGCCACAGAAACACAUGAACGUUACAUCGUCUGCCCCAUAGACCGCAAGGUAUGAAAAGGGAAAGCUUUACUUUACUUAAUAUAUAAUAUCUAGACUUAUAUGGGGCCCAUAUUUCAAAUAGCUUAACGCCUUUUCAGCUCUAACUACGGCACUGCAUGGCACGUAGGGGGCUCAUUGCGCCUGGGCCGAUGACUAAUGACCGAAUGAGGCCUUAGAAUAUCCUAAAUACACAAAAUAUUUGUCAUAUGGGGGGGGGGGGAGGAGGCCCAUCAACAUAUUCUUCAACCUGGGCCCACGGGUACCUUGCUACGCCACUGAUGAUGAGAGCAGUACUUUAUGUGCCUCAGCUGCCACCGACAUAUUUCUUUAUACUUAUAGUAAAAAAAAAAAGCAAAUCCUAAUUAUUUUCUUUCACUGUGUGUUUCAUAAACCCUUAAAAAAUGAUGUUGUUUUUCUAUCUAAUAUAAUUUUCUAAUGGACCUCAUUCACCAAUCGUAAACAAACAACAUUAAGCCACGUGAUUAUCUCUCCUAUACAAAUUACGGUCUAAUUUUAAUCAACAAUGAUUAUAACGUGACAGUUUGUUUUCGUUGUUUUAUCAAUAUUAUCACGUGACCGUUAGUUUUGGUGAAUGAGGUCCAUUAUUUUUAUUAAUUGUUUUCAAAAAUUGUUAAAUGUUUUUGUUAGCUUGUAAGACCUAUGAUAGGUCACAAAUGCUUAGCUCUACUUUGCUAAGUAAAUAGAAUUUAAGGUCUCUGAAAUGUAAUGUUUUUAUGUUCAAUUGAAAUAUGCAUUCACCAGACUACUUGAGAAACUAAAGACAUCUAUCUGGUUUUGCAAGGUUGUCAUUGCCGAAGUUGUAAUAGAUAUAAGCACUUCACUACCUAUAAAAUGCUUCCUAAUGGCAUGCCUCUCAAAAAGCCUCUAACCUCCAGUUUAAUUUCUGGCCUUCACGUGCGCCUCAGAUAUUGAGUCCGGCGGAAGUGUUUUCACUGAAAGGAAAAGGGGCGAAAGCGAGUAACUGGCGCCUAAACCAGCAAGCUUCAUGCAGGAGGGGCACUGCAUCUCAUUUGCUGUUCCUUUGGACACAUCAUCUGCUUGGGGAGGGGAAAACUGAUGCCCAGGCCCAGGCAUUCAUCUAAUUUCCAUGAGAUGAUCCAUAGUCACGACUGAAGGACGCCAUAAAUAAAGACAUCUAUCAAGUCAUAUCUCUGCACACACAAUCCGCCCAUCCAUCCGAUAUUUUUUAAUAGUUCGCAGAACAUGAAUAACUGCACCAUAAGCCCUCUGAAAAAAAAAAACAGGUUAGGAUCAUAAUGCAUAAAUUAUUUUUUUUAAAAAUUACUUUCUGGAAAAUAUAUUCGAAAACAAUUGUUCUCCAGGAAAUGUUUUCUUUAUGUUCAUUUGUUACCUUGUUUCAGUACCUUAUGUUGCCAACUCUGAUCCUGUCAUUCUUGUGAUAGUGUUGAAAAUAAAUGACAUUUUUAAAGUUC
This is a messenger RNA of Biomphalaria glabrata, 4030 nucleotides long. RefSeq names its product SPRY domain-containing SOCS box protein 3-like. The coding region runs from base 202 to 891 and encodes 229 amino acids. Gene Ontology annotation, cellular component: SCF ubiquitin ligase complex. Gene Ontology annotation, biological process: proteasome-mediated ubiquitin-dependent protein catabolic process. The transcript is spliced from 5 exons. Lineage: Eukaryota; Metazoa; Mollusca; Gastropoda; Planorbidae. Gene Ontology annotation, molecular function: protein binding. The record is from RefSeq and is a predicted model, not a curated record.